AUGGAUGGGGGCUGGCUGAUGCUGGAGGGGCAGCUGCGGGCAGGGAUUGCUGGGGCUGAAGGUUGGGGAGAAGAGACGGGAGAAAUUCUGAGAUUGGGCAGGAAUCGGAGGAGUGGGAGGCAGGAGUUCAUUGAGGAGCUGCCUGAUAACUCUCCACCCGGCACCGUCCUCGCUAACUCCCUGAUUGCUGUGGGCAACCUCAGCACCAUGACACCUGCCCUGGAGCCAGAGCUGGAAACCCACCUCCUUCAAGCUGCCCUGCAUGUCAUCUUCACCCUGGGCACAGAGAAGGACACCACCCAAGUCCAGGAUCUGCAUAGGGUCUUGCCAGACCUCCUGGAUGCCAUGCUGGGGAACCUGCUGGCAGAGUCCCCAGACACCGGCAGGCUCCACUACUUCUUGGAGCACAUUAACUACUGGAUCGUGCCCAGGGUGUCGCAAGAGAGAGCCAGGGCCAUUAGGAGCAGCACGGCCCUGCUCAGAUUCAUUAUCACCCUCCCUGAGUUUGACAACUCAGCAGAAUUCCCCAGGAUGGGUCACCAUGUGGCACAGCUGGCUCUGUUCAUCGGUGACCCAGCCAAGGACAUCAGCCGGCAGGCCAGGGAGGGGGUUUACCGGCUCGACCAGCUGCUGCUGCACCAGAGGAGUAAGGAACCCAGCUGGGAAAUGGCACCUGAUAGAAGAGUGAGACUGGGACCCCAGCCAAUUUCUCUCAGACUGACCCCGGCUGGAGGAUGAGUCUCUCUCGAUCUCUUUCUCUGUUCUACACCACCCCUGCAAUUCUGCUGGGCCAGGCACACAGCGAGGACUCUGCCCACUGUGCAGCCACCAGUGGGAUUGGAAGGACACAAGCACUGCAACCAGAAUGACAACUGUGUGUGUCUCUCCCAGGGCUGACCAUCCAUGAGGCUGAAGACCUGUGGUGUUGGGACUGGCACCAGGACAGCAGGCUCCUGGGCUACAAGAACACAGCCAGGGUAGGGGAGGUCUUCGGAAAGUUCUUCUUGGAGGUGCAGAGAUCUUUCCUCUGGAUGGCAGUGCUGGCCAUCCAUGACCCCCUGCUGCGUGUCAGCCAAUCUGGGCUGCUCCUCACCUACUCCCUCCUGGGGGAAGCCCAGCAGUUGAUGGGGGACAAGCAGGAGGACGUCGUGGCUAAUGUGAUGCGCCAGCUCUGCAUCAUCCAGCGCUUGCGCCAAGUGCCUGAGGCACUGCAGGGGCUGUGCCUCUAAGGCCUCCAGCAACUCCCACUCCCAGCUGCAGGGUCCUUCCCUCUGCCCCCCAAAUUCCUUCAUCUGGGGCAGGAGCCUCCUUCCCAGCUGUCUUCCAGGCCCUGGGAUCUGGCAAAGCCUCCCAGAUAGGCGCAACCUGGAGCUGAGCCACCUCAGGGAGCAGUGGGGACAGGUCACCUCAUCCCAUCAAACCAAGCAAUGCUGGCUCUCAAAGAGGCUUAGAUGGAAGACCCCACUCCCUCAUGGAGGUAAGAGCCAUUUACUCCUUGGAGCAUGUGGGUCUCUUG
Chelonia mydas (Green sea turtle) is the source of this 1516-nucleotide messenger RNA. RefSeq names its product maestro heat-like repeat-containing protein family member 1. The record is from RefSeq and is a predicted model, not a curated record. The transcript is spliced from 9 exons. Bases 1 to 738 code for a protein of 245 amino acids. Gene Ontology annotation, cellular component: cytoplasm. Lineage: Eukaryota; Metazoa; Chordata; Testudines; Cheloniidae.